CUAGAAUUUAGCUUUUUCUCUCUCUUUUGUUUGGCUUUCAGUUUAGCACAAGCAAUACUGCUUGACAGCUAUCUAUCUAUUACGUAGCUCGCUUUGCUGCCCACCUAUCAUCAUCAUAGCUUCGUAGCUUCAGAGUCAUACCACCAGCUCCCAGCCUCACCCUCACAACACCUCGCAAUUCCAAAAUGCUCGGGCCGCCAGUCAACCUGCCCAAGUGGCUCGAGGAAAACUCUCACCUGCUCAAGCCGCCCAUCGGCAACUACUGCGUCUACAACGAUGAUUUCACAGUCAUGAUCGUCGGCGGCCCCAACGCCCGCACCGACUACCACAUCAACCAAACCGCCGAGUGGUUCUACCAGUACCGCGGCGCCAUGAUGCUCAAAGUCGUCGACGGCUCAACCUUCCGCGACAUCAUCAUCCGCGAGGGCGACAUGUUCCUGCUGCCCGCCAACACGCCGCACAACCCCGUGCGCUUCGCAAACACCGUCGGCGUCGUGCUGGAGCAGCGCCGGCCGCCAGACUCCAUCGACCGCAUGCGCUGGUACUGCGCCGCGUGCAACGGCAGCCUCGCGCCGGGCGAGGAGGCCGUCGUCGUGCACGAGGCGGCCUUUCACUGCACGGACCUGGGCACGCAGAUCAAGCAGGCUGUCGAGGACUUUCGCGCCGAUGAGGAGAAGAGGACGUGUCGCAAGUGCGGGACUCUGGCCGACUGGGCGCCGCCGCGGGGGUCGAUUGCUGAUCCCAACUUGGUUGCGUGAAGGGGAUGAAGGGUGGUGAUAUUGGUGUGUAACAUGUAUACGUACUACUGCUUUUAUAAAUACCAGCAGAAUCAUCAACAGACUGUACUCUUCUCUUGGAUAAAUGUGCAAGAAGCGA
This is a messenger RNA of Trichoderma asperellum CBS 433.97, 876 nucleotides long. RefSeq names its product 3-hydroxyanthranilic acid dioxygenase (gene BNA1). The record is from RefSeq and is a predicted model, not a curated record. Gene Ontology annotation, molecular function: iron ion binding; 3-hydroxyanthranilate 3,4-dioxygenase activity. Gene Ontology annotation, biological process: 'de novo' NAD+ biosynthetic process from L-tryptophan; quinolinate metabolic process. Lineage: Eukaryota; Fungi; Ascomycota; Sordariomycetes; Hypocreales; Hypocreaceae. Gene Ontology annotation, cellular component: cytoplasm.